Molecule: messenger RNA, 1131 nt
Organism: Postia placenta MAD-698-R-SB12
Lineage: Eukaryota; Fungi; Basidiomycota; Agaricomycetes; Polyporales; Adustoporiaceae
Exons: 9
Coding region: 1-1131 (376 amino acids)
Molecular function (GO): hydrolase activity
Source: RefSeq, a predicted model, not a curated record
AUGCGUCUACCGACUGUCUUGCUCGCUGCUGCCACUUUUGCUACCCUCACGGCUGCUGAGGGCUUGAGCGUGUCUUUCCUCCCGCAAGAUCUUCCCAAGAAGGUCGCGACGUGCAAAGCGCUUAAUCGCGCCAGCCAGGAAGUCAAAGACAUCGGCAUCGACUAUGUCGAGGUCAAUCCAAACGCUGAGCGCACAGUCUUGAUGGUUCAUGGCUGGCCAAGCCUUUGGCACAGCUGGAAGUACCAGAUAGAAGAGUUCAAGGACGACUUCCGCCUCAUAGUGCCCGACCUACGUGGGUUCGGCCCAUCUGGGCAUCCCGGCGACGUCAAAUCGUCAGGCACCAUCCCCGACAUUGUCGGCGACCUCACAUGCGUCCUCGCGCACGCCGGAGUCAGCAAUGUCGUCUGCAUGGGACACGACUGGGGCACCUCCGUCUGCUUCCAGCUCGCGCGCCAGCGCCCUGACCUCGCGCUCGCCGUGCUCGGCUCCAUCAUACCGUACCUGCCCAACGCCGGCCCUUACGCACCCACCUCCGCGCUCGUCCCCGUCUUCCCGGAGCUCGCGUACCAGGUCUUCCUGGGCGAGACCCCCAAGGCCGCUGCAGACGAGCUCGACCGCGACAUACGCCGUUCGCUCCGAGCUACGCUGCGCACUGUAGACAGCCCGCCGCCGGAGGGCUUCUUGACGGAUACCCAUUCGUUCUUGUCUGCGUACGCCGAUAUCGCCGAGAUCCCGCCCAUCCCGUUCUUCACGAAAGAGGAAGAGGACUACUGGGUCGAGCAAUAUAGCAUCCAGGGCUUCUAUCACACCUUGCAGUUCUACACGCCAGACAAUCAGCACGGCACUUGGGCCUUUAUCGACGCCCAGGGCAACCGGACAAUCACGCAUCCAGUCCUAGCGAUCUACCCACUUAACGACCCAGUAGCGAACUGGGAAGAGGCCGCCAAGCUGCUCCACAGCGCCGACUACCUUCCCAACCUGACGACGCACCUCAUCAAAGGUGCGCACUGGGCGCAGCUCGAGAACCCGACGGCGUUCAAUGGCAUCGCGCGCCCGUGGCUCGAGGGCCUGCCGUGGGCGAGCAAAAGUCAGGAAGGCGUCCACGGGGGACGGCCCGCUGACGAGCUAUAA